Messenger RNA from Exophiala dermatitidis NIH/UT8656, 1738 nucleotides. RefSeq names its product glucose 1-dehydrogenase. The record is from RefSeq and is a predicted model, not a curated record. NCBI's taxonomy places the organism in Eukaryota, Fungi, Ascomycota, Eurotiomycetes, Chaetothyriales, Herpotrichiellaceae. The coding region runs from base 548 to 1396 and encodes 282 amino acids. The transcript has a single exon.
AUUGCUGUAAGGCUGCAGUGGUCAGUGGGCUACUGUAGCAAUGGAAGAUCCGGCUAAAACCAUGUCAAGAUUCAGCCUCACCAUGACUGACACGAAUAUACCUGUAUCAACCACAACAUUGGCCUUGUAUUAUAUCCCGGGAUGCUUUCUAACGUUGUGUUCGUUCGCGUAAUGACAUGGCGAAUACACGAUAUCUGACAGCAAUAUCUGUGCGUCCUUCUCCGUCGCUCAGAUCCGGCGCCAGCAAUCGCGGGUCCAAUUCGAGUUCAUGUCCCUGACUAAGACGGAGACCGACGACGGCGAGAGCGGACCACUUUUUGUGUUAGUACCGCACUCGGAGGAACCGUGACUCGAACUGCAUUUUUAUAACUGCCAGCCUUCUAUCAAUCACUACAGUGACAGACCGGAAGGAGAUCGAUCACACUCAAGAUCAAUCUCGUGCAAUUACACCUCGGUCAUUGUUUCCUUACCUCCCUUACACCGUUUUUCACUUCCCACCAAACACAUCUUCCAAUACAAACAAAAUAUCAAAUCACAUCACAAUACCAUGGCCACCACAUCCCGACCAGGCCGCCUCGCCGGCAAAAACGCAAUCAUAACCGGCGCCGCCGGUGGAAUCGGCCUCGAAACAACCAUCCUCUUCGCACGUGAAGGAGCAUCCGUCCUGAUGGCCGACAUAUCCGAGCCCGCCCUGGCCGCCGCGCUUUCCAAAGUAAAACAACUCGUCCCCGACGCCCCCGGCCGCCUAAGCACAAUCAAAUGCGACGUGUCCAAAGAAUCCGACGUGGCCGCCAUGGUCGAGUCACAAGACCAAUACGGCGGCAUCGACAUCAUGUUCAACAACGCGGGCAUCAUGCACCCGCAGGACGACGACGCCAUCGGGACCCCCGAGCAGAUCUGGGAUCUGACCCAGAACAUCAACGUCAAGGGCGUAUGGUACGGCUGCAAGCACGCGGUACUAAGUAUGCGACGCAACAAGAAACCGAAAGGCUCAAUCAUCAACACGGCCAGUUUUGUUGCGCUCAUGGGCGCCGCCACCCCGCAGCUCGCGUAUACUGCUUCAAAGGGCGCCGUGUUGGCCAUGACGAGGGAACUGGCUAUUGUGCAUGCUCGCGAAAAUAUCCGCUUCAAUUCUCUCUGCCCGGGGCCGCUGAACACGCCACUUUUGCAGGAUUGGUUGGGCGAUGAUUUGCAGAAGCGGCAUCGGAGGGAGGUUCAUUUCCCCUCGGGACGGUUUGGCGAGGCUGUUGAACAGGCUCAUGCGGUUGUGUUUUUGGCCAGCGAUGAGAGUAGCUUUGUUAAUGCUGCUGAGUUCCUCGUUGAUGGGGGGUUGACUAAGGCUUAUGUUACGGGCGAGGGUCCGCCGGCUGCGGCGCCGGUGAACAAUGCUCGCUAGACUAGAUCUGCUGAAAUAGUGAGAGUGUAUGUCUCGAGUGGUCGUCUACGACGCCCCAGCACGUCUUCUACUGCGAUGGGAAAACGUAGGACGGAGUCGAGAAUACUAGUUUCCCAGGACCUGUUGGUGGCCAGUCCGUGGAGUUUGCUAAGAGGUUGCAGUUGCAUUUUUAUGGGGUCCAGGUCGCGGAAGAAUAGGUAGACAGGCUUGAGAAGGAGGUAUUAGACAGUUCAAUUAAAGUAUCGGUCUGAUCUGACAUUCGGUUCUGUUCUUACAUCAACCAGCUGGCGAGCCCAGAUCAAAGGCAGGACCGUUUUGUCAAAGAAGGGCCUGGCCGUCUCG